Messenger RNA from Pogona vitticeps (central bearded dragon), 2249 nucleotides. RefSeq names its product DExD-box helicase 39B (gene DDX39B). Gene Ontology annotation, molecular function: nucleic acid binding; RNA helicase activity; ATP binding. The record is from RefSeq and is a predicted model, not a curated record. NCBI's taxonomy places the organism in Eukaryota, Metazoa, Chordata, Lepidosauria, Squamata, Agamidae.
CGUCGACCUUUUCUCGGCCCUCUGCGUUUGCCGGAAGUCGCGCCCAUUCAAGUGUGGUCGUUGCUCAGCGCGGUCGCCUCGCCCCUCCCCUUUACUCCAGAUAGAACGAGCAAGCAGGGGGGCAUCAUCAUGACGGAGAAUGAUGUCGACAAUGAGCUGUUGGAUUAUGAGGAUGAUGAGGUGGAAAACCAGGCAGCUGGAGAAGGGGUGGACGUCCCGUCAAAGAAAGAUGUCAAGGGAUCCUACGUCUCCAUCCACAGUUCUGGCUUCCGUGAUUUUCUCCUGAAACCGGAGCUCUUGCGAGCUAUUGUUGAUUGCGGUUUUGAGCACCCCUCCGAAGUGCAACAUGAGUGCAUCCCACAGGCCAUCUUGGGCAUGGAUGUACUGUGCCAGGCCAAAUCUGGCAUGGGCAAGACCGCAGUCUUUGUUCUUGCUACACUUCAGCAGCUGGAGCCAGUCACAGGUCAGGUGUCAGUCCUUGUGAUGUGUCACACCCGUGAGCUGGCCUUCCAGAUUAGCAAGGAGUACGAGCGCUUCUCUAAGUACAUGCCCAGUGUCAAGGUGGCAGUAUUUUUUGGGGGCUUGUCCAUCAAGAAGGAUGAAGAAGUGCUGAAGAAGAACUGCCCCCAUAUCGUGGUGGGGACUCCGGGCCGCAUCCUGGCGUUGGCCCGCAACAAGAGCCUCAACCUCAAGCACAUCAAGCACUUCAUCCUGGACGAAUGCGAUAAGAUGCUUGAGCAGCUUGAUAUGCGCCGGGAUGUCCAGGAGAUCUUCCGCAUGACCCCGCACGAAAAGCAGGUCAUGAUGUUCAGUGCCACUCUCAGCAAGGAAAUCCGCCCCGUGUGCCGCAAAUUCAUGCAAGACCCCAUGGAGAUCUUCGUGGAUGACGAGACCAAGCUGACGCUGCACGGUCUGCAGCAGUACUAUGUCAAACUGAAAGACAACGAGAAGAACCGCAAGCUCUUUGACCUCCUUGAUGUUCUGGAGUUCAACCAGGUGGUCAUCUUUGUGAAGUCUGUGCAGCGCUGCAUUGCACUGGCCCAGCUGCUGGUGGAGCAGAACUUCCCGGCCAUUGCCAUUCACAGGGGUAUGCCCCAGGAAGAGAGGUUGUCACGAUACCAGCAGUUCAAGGAUUUCCAGCGUCGUAUCUUAGUAGCCACCAAUCUCUUCGGACGUGGCAUGGACAUUGAACGAGUUAACAUUGCUUUCAACUAUGACAUGCCGGAGGAUUCGGACACAUAUCUGCACCGGGUGGCGCGUGCCGGGCGCUUUGGCACAAAGGGCCUGGCGAUCACUUUUGUGUCGGAUGAGAAUGAUGCCAAGAUCCUCAAUGAAGUGCAGGAUCGCUUUGAAGUCAACAUCAGCGAGCUGCCUGAUGAGAUCGACAUCUCCUCCUACAUUGAACAGACCCGAUAAAGGGGACUCUGCCUCUCUACGUUGACCUUGGUUUUAAUUCCUGAUCUCCUCCGCUCCUCCCUGAAACUUCACGUUUAAUUUCACCUGAUGGGGAUUGAGGUGAUUUGACAGUCUGGAAUACACAAUCACACUCCACUCCUGUGGGUAGGGAUGGAAGAGCUUCUGUCCCUUAGGCUGUCCUUCGUGGAGAUGGAACCAACCUCAACAGACUUUCUGCGCUCCCCAAAGUCCUAAGAGAACCUUAGGGCGGAAGUCCCAUUGCUCAGCUGGUGCUAAGAAGAUAGGAAAGGUUCCCCUGCUGGUGUCUCCGCAAGAGACCUGAUUUGGGAUGAAGUUCUACAGCCUGCCUGCCCAGCCAGCAAGAUCUUGGGACUCCAGUUACUGGCAUUGCCCACUUCAUCCUUACAUUAGCACUACCCCGGUGGUCUGCCUCCUGUGAUGGGGAGCACAAAAGAGGGAGGAGUUUUGGUGGGGCACUCUGUGAUUUUCCGGCAUUUAAAAUUACGUUUUGUUUUCUAAGAAGAAAAUAAGCUCCAGGGGCUGGGGACUGAACACACAUGCUUUUGUAUGCCCAUUCAUGACAUAGAGACUGUUCUGUUUUUCUUAAUGUGUGUGUUUCCCAUCAUUUUUAAUUUUGUCUGCAUGUCAAAAUUAAUACCCUGUCCCAGCUGGUAUCUUUUGGCAGGUAAACAAAUAGUUAAAGGCUGGUAACGUUUUAGCUGUGGCUUAUUCUCCCUCCUUCCCUUUGAUACCCUCUUUAUUUUAUUUUAAUUUUUUUUUGUAAUAAAGAGCCCAGCACUUAUGGGUGUCUAAUUAAACUAGUCUUGUGAAUA